AUUAGAGGGGCUCCAGACUCGGAAGGGCGGGAGGUAGCGUUAGUGGAACCUUGUUAACCUUGCUAAAAGACCUAAUGGAACUACCUACAGAGUAGUUGCUCUAAGGGAUUGAAAUUGAAAUUCCGGGUUCCUUCUUUUUUCUCCUCUCUCCUGCUUUACAACCCUUCAUAUUUCAUAUCUUUGGUCGGAGGGAACAAUAUUGUUGUUGGGUUUCAGCUAAUCCUUUGCCCGAGGACUUUCGCAAAUAGACUUCUCAAUCCGAGGGUCUUUUUUCUAUGUUACUUCGUACAAGAUUGCUUGAUUUUCAUAUGUAAUUUCUUCGUACCAACAUACUACUCGUUCCGUCUAGCUUAAACAAUAAUCGUAUUCGUCACCGCCCAAAAUGCAUAUCAACGAGAUGCUCGCAGAAGCCGAGAGGACCGGCCAACCGUCCUUCUCCUUUGAAUACUUCCCUCCGAAAACGGCCCAAGGUGUACAAAACUUGUACGACCGUAUGGAACGUAUGUACGAUUUUGGUCCAAAGUUUAUCGACAUAACAUGGGGUGCUGGAGGACGAAUCGCUGAGCUGACCUGCGACAUGGUCGUCCAGGCCCAGGCUUAUUUUGGCCUCGAGACAUGUAUGCAUUUGACGUGUACGGAUAUGGGUGAAGAGAAGAUCAACGAUGCGCUGAGGAGGGCAUACAAAGCUGGAUGCACCAACAUCUUGGCAUUGCGAGGUGACCCGCCACGAGAAAAGGAGCAAUGGGUAGCGGCCGAUGGAAAAUUCCGAUAUGCGAAAGAUCUUGUUGCCCACAUCCGAAAGACAUAUGGGAACCACUUCGACAUUGGUGUUGCCGGCUAUCCCGAGGGCUGCGAUGACAACAAGGACGAAGACUCUUUACUUGAUCACCUAAAAGAGAAGGUUGAUUUGGGCGCUACUUUUAUCGUAACCCAGAUGUUUUACGACGCCGAUAACUUUGUGCGAUGGGUAGGAAAGGUCCGAGAAAGGGGUAUCACUAUCCCAAUUGUGCCUGGAAUCAUGCCUAUUGCGACCUAUGCUAGCUUCCUCCGACGAGCGAAUCAUAUGAAUUGCAAGGUACCCGAACAAUGGAUGACCGCUUUGGAGCCAAUUAAGAACGACGAUGCUGCUGUGAGGGAAGUCGGCAAGACACUGGUGGCUGAACUAUGUCGGAAGAUCAUGGCUGCUGGUAUUGUUCACCUCCACUUCUACACCAUGAACUUAGCUCAAGCGACGCGCAUGGUUUUGGAAGAGCUAGAUUGGAUGCCAACUACAACCCGCCCUCGGAAACAAGCAUUACCUUGGAAGCAAUCUCUUGCUCUCGGACGACGCGAGGAAGACGUACGCCCCAUUUUCUGGCGCAAUCGCAACAAGUCGUACGUUUCAAGAACUCAAGACUGGGAUGAAUUUCCAAACGGCAGAUGGGGUGAUUCCCGUUCUCCUGCCUUCGGUGAAUUGGAUGCUUAUGGUAUCGGUCUGACUGGUACUAACGAGUCUAACCGCAAGAAAUGGGGGGAGCCUAAGUCCGUAAAGGAUAUAGCUUCCCUUUUCGUUAGAUAUAUGGAGAACGACCUUCCUUCAUUGCCAUGGAGCGAAGCACCCUUGACUAUCGAGUCUAAUUCGAUUAAAAACGACCUGAUUAAACUCAACCAACGUGGCUUGCUGACCAUUAACUCUCAGCCGGCUGUAGAUGGCGUCAAGUCCACGCAUCCAAUUUAUGGAUGGGGACCUUCGAAUGGAUAUGUCUACCAGAAGGCCUAUCUAGAAUUGCUAGUUACCCCCGAGUUAUUCCCCGAGAUUCUUCGAAGAAUCGAAGCAAACCCAGACCUAUCGUACUACGCAGUAACUCGGUCGGGUCAAUUCUUGACGAACACACCAUCCGAAGGACCCAACGCGGUUACAUGGGGAGUUUUCCCAGGCAAGGAAAUCGUUCAACCUACAAUCGUCGAGCACAUUAGUUUCUUGGCCUGGAAAGAUGAGGCAUACAGACUCGGUAUGGACUGGGCCCAUUGCCAUGACGCCAACUCGCCUAGUCGCAUCUUGAUUGAGAAGAUCAUGAAUGAGUGGUAUUUAGUCAAUAUUGUUAAUAAUGACUUCCGCGAGCCGCGGAGUAUUUUCGAACUUUUCGAUGGGUUGUCGGUUCAGGACAUUGAUGUACCUGUGAAGACGCCCAUUCAUGAAUCUAACGGAAUUGAUAAGGAGAGUAACGGCGUUUCAACCGUCAACGGGAGCGGAACAGUCUCGGCAGCAUAAGCCUAGUGAUGAUACAGGGAAUGGCGUCAAUUGAACUUUUCAACAAGCAUUGGGUCGGUGGGCGAAGGGAGUUUACAUUUUCAACAAGCAUAAUACCAAGGCGUUUGGAACUGGGGUCCAGAUUUUUCAACAAAAAAUCAGAGCACAGGUUAUAGGGCUUUUAACGGCAACCUGGAAAAAUGGGAUGGGCUUUAAAAAGAGGCUAGCUGCAUCAUAUCUCAACGAUACCCCCAGCAAAUCAAAGAUGAUGAUUUCGAGAAUAGUUUGUUUUAUAUUUUGGACGAGGGCAGUCAUGGGGCGACAUCUAGCGAGCGAGUUACAAAACGAUAACUUAUGGCUGCACAGAGGUUGGAUGGCUUUUAGCUACAUACCAAUCUUGAUAUACAGAAAUAGCCGAAUAGAAAUUGGAAGAAACUUGGUAGUAAAAGAAUUACCACCAUUUACAUAUG
Molecule: messenger RNA, 2700 nt
Organism: Hypoxylon trugodes
Lineage: Eukaryota; Fungi; Ascomycota; Sordariomycetes; Xylariales; Hypoxylaceae
Product: methylenetetrahydrofolate reduct
Exons: 3
Coding region: 383-2251 (622 amino acids)
Biological process (GO): tetrahydrofolate interconversion
Cellular component (GO): cytosol
Molecular function (GO): FAD binding; methylenetetrahydrofolate reductase [NAD(P)H] activity
Source: RefSeq, a predicted model, not a curated record